AUGGAUGGUAAUAAUAAAUCUGGGAGUGGAAGUGAGGGCAAAAAUGAGCGAGCGAGAGUGCUAUGCAAGACGAGCAACUGCCGCUUAGUGGUGCGGGCAGCAGCGGGUUCCUUUGGUAAGGUCCUUGUCGAAAUCAAGGAUGUCCCUGUCGGAGCCGAUCUCCCCAAUCUACUAAUAGCUAAAACAUUUGAUCCUCGGUUUAACUACGAGCGCAAAAAUACAUUCUCGAGACGAUCUCCCAUCCCCUGGUCCGCAGCCAAAGAAAAGGCUGCGGCCGACCGUCGUGCAUUUGCACUGGGUGAUGACUUUAGUAUCCCUCAAUGGGAGAGAGAAAGGCUCGUUCCGAAGCCUACAGACGCCUUUGGCACCUUCGAGGUUCUACCAUUCCCUGGCUCUAUGGUUCAGGUCGGGUCGCUUUAG
Molecule: messenger RNA, 420 nt
Organism: Suillus plorans
Lineage: Eukaryota; Fungi; Basidiomycota; Agaricomycetes; Boletales; Suillaceae
Exons: 4
Coding region: 1-420 (139 amino acids)
Source: RefSeq, a predicted model, not a curated record